Molecule: messenger RNA, 252 nt
Organism: Acytostelium subglobosum LB1
Lineage: Eukaryota; Evosea; Eumycetozoa; Acytosteliales; Acytosteliaceae
Exons: 1
Coding region: 1-252 (83 amino acids)
Source: RefSeq, a predicted model, not a curated record
AUGAGUAGAUCAACCAGAGACAUUGGCGGCAGACUGAAGAAGACAGGUGUGACUGAGAUCAAGGUCAAUGGCAACUACACCAGAGAACAGAUCGAAAGGAUAGCACAAGACAGCGACACUCUCGCAAGAUACGGCGCUAACGCCAGGAUAGAAGUCGUGCUCGACUACGGCAACAAACUAUAUCGAUCAGGCAGGUUCACGAAAGUAGGCGAGCCGAUCAUCAUGUUUGAUCCUCACGAGUCACUCAGUUGA